AUGUUUUCUUCUGCUUCAUAUUCUGCAUUCAUUGGUUUAGCUGUCGUAACCACACUUCUAUUUAUAGUGGCGUAUUGUGUACGUUUAAAUCAUAUUCAUCGACAUAUUGCACCACUUCCUAUGCAAGUUGUUGUUUUAGCUCAACCUCAUCAUCAUCAACUAGACUAUCCUCAAAUAUGUUGGUCAAUACCUAUUGAACAACCACCACCUCCUUAUACUGCAGUUGUUACUCCGAUGAAUACUAACCGAAAUAAUGUACAUUCUAGUAAUGUAUCAUAG
Molecule: messenger RNA, 279 nt
Organism: Rotaria sp. Silwood2
Lineage: Eukaryota; Metazoa; Rotifera; Eurotatoria; Philodinida; Philodinidae
Source: the annotation of a GenBank genome assembly